ACUUUAACUUCUACUGUCGGCUAGUUCGUAUGUAGACCCAAUAUUUUUUUCUUUUCUUCUUUUCCUUAUGUUUUUCGAAUGCCGUUGAAAGGAACCUUCGAAAUCGACGGCGGCCAGCUACUAGUUAGUACAAAUAUUUCCGGAGAGAACAUUUUAUCAAGCCUUUGCCAUUUCCUCAACUCACCGACCGAACAUCUAAUCUGGAAGAGGAUGGAAUAUUUACAACUUGUUCUGCCAUUGGUCGUCGUUAUCCUCAUUCUAACAGUUCUCUGCGCGGCACUGUCCUGUUAUAUAAUUCGGUCCAGAAAAAAUAGGCAACAAAUGCUUGAUUAUUCGGAUGCUUUUAAUACAAGAAGAAUAUCAUGGAGUGCACCUAAACGUUUUGAAAACAUCGCACCAGAAAGCGGUAUAGAAGCCUUCGAGGGUAAUGAUGUCAUACCGAAUCCGACUGUAUCCUACAUUGAACCAGAAGAAGCUACGUCGUAUAGAAAUUGGAAUGUUCAAGCAGAUUGUGCUCCUUAUAGACUAGCUUGGCUUAGUCCACCAACUGAAGAAGAAAUGGAUAGAGAAGCAACACCGCCAACUUAUUAUGAAUCGGAAAGUCUUAGAGGCUCGCCGCCUCGAAAUGUUCAAAGAGUACCUAAGGAACAUCAAACCCCUCUACCAUUUCCAAAUUUAUCGUCAACUCCGCAAAUCGCUCCUCCGCACUCGAAUCAUGCAUCUCCCGGUUUUUUGAAUGAAGUUUGCGCCUCAGAACCAAGGAUGACAAGAUAUUCGACGUCGGAUGGUUGUGAUUGGUUAUUGCCUAGUUAUGACUUUAAAAGAAGAUCCUUACCGGUUAACUCUAUUCCUUUUAUGCAAUAUUGUUUCCGGAGAAGAAAUAAUGAGGGUCCUCCACCCUACGAAGAGUCAUUGGUUAAUUAUACAAAGAAUCUGUUAGCUUCAGUUAAUUACACGGAGAUGAUUGAUAGAGAAGCAGUUGAAAAGAGUCCUUCUAGUGAACAGGACGAAACACCUGCCCUACCCGACAUACUCGGUGAAACUCCUCUACCGUCUUUUGAACAAUCUGUUACAUCUAAUAUACUUGAGCAAACUCCUCAAAGCUAUGUUCCAAAUUAUCCUAUUCCCGCUAAUAGUGGAAUUUCUUCGGCCCCGGUCAACAUGUUGGGAACCCCGAUGCGAACAGCGAACGUAGUUCCCCGUCAGGUUAACUCGCCUGGAGGCCCGGGUAUUGGUCCUUCGUCAGCCUCAUCCGUUGUUCAAAGUUCGUUAAGCAUGCAAUGGGACUAUGGAGAUGCUUUCUUACCAGAUGGCGCUACUCAACAUUGGAUUUAG
Dimorphilus gyrociliatus is the source of this 1335-nucleotide messenger RNA. NCBI's taxonomy places the organism in Eukaryota, Metazoa, Annelida, Polychaeta, Dinophilidae. The record is from the annotation of a GenBank genome assembly.